UCACCGCCAAACAGUUCCACCGCGACCACAAGUCGUGUGACCAAAGACAUGGCUCCUCCCCUCGAGAUACCUUUCGCCACACCUCCCGCAGAUUCAAGCGAUACAACACAGGAAAGAAAAGAAGGUGUCUUCAACUACUACUUCUUGUUCCUGGCUAUCUUCGGGCUACUCGUGGCUGUAAGCUUGUGGCUGAUACAUCGACGGAGAAAACGCCGGAAGGAACAAAUGCGUUUGAGUGGACAAAAUGCCUUGGCAAGAGAUCUAGAUGGCUGGGUUAAUACUCGAAGGUGGAUGCAUGGAAGCUGGAGACACAAUCAGACUGGAUUUGUCAGAAGAGAGGAGGGUCUUGACGAGCAUGGAGAGGCUCCUCCACCGUAUGAGCCCAAGAGCGAGACGACAGUGGGCCAAGAUGGUGUGAGCACAAACCGGCAGCCUGCUGGUGGUUUAGCGAUACCCCUGAGGACACUGCAGAGAGAUGAGAUUGAGAGAAGCCGCCCUCCGGAGUACCAGGAGACA
Lindgomyces ingoldianus is the source of this 516-nucleotide messenger RNA. RefSeq lists its product as uncharacterized. The annotation marks the transcript as partial. NCBI's taxonomy places the organism in Eukaryota, Fungi, Ascomycota, Dothideomycetes, Pleosporales, Lindgomycetaceae. The transcript has a single exon. The record is from RefSeq and is a predicted model, not a curated record.